CCGGUCUUUGAAGGCCUAGCAGCAGCAUUCAUGGUGAUAUUCGGAAUCAGCAUCGUCGACUACCUAUAGUCCACUCGGUUUCGUUGAAAAAGCGAUUUAUCAGUUGGGGUACUUCCCUCGUUAGAAUUACAGAAAAAAUGAAUAGUUUCUGUUUGGAUCAGAAUAUAUACAAAAUCAAUUAGAUAAACUAACAACAGGUCUAGUUCAAAUUGUUCAACAAGGAAUUCAAAUCGAUGAUCAACAUUUAAAUGUAAGAAUUUUAUGGGCAAGAGGUAAAAAUUUAUUUAAACAAAAUCCAUUAAAUGAUACAAACUCAUUUCGAUUAGAAGAUUAUGUUCAACAAAAAUCUGUUUUAAAUCAUCGAGCAAUGAGAAAACAUGGUUUGUAUAUAAAUCAUUGUGGAAUGGGUUCGAUGCAUGAGUCGAUUUUCUACGGAAUACCUCAGUUAGCAUUUCCAUUGUUUGUUGAUCAAAUACAAGUUGCUGUUAGAAGUCAUCAAUUAGGUACGUCAUUAUUGAUUGACAAAGAUAAUUUUACACCAGAUGAAAUUGUUUAUAAAGUAGAAACAAUUGUACGUAAUCCAGAAAUUUAUCGUUCAAAUUGA
This is a messenger RNA of Didymodactylos carnosus, 604 nucleotides long. Lineage: Eukaryota; Metazoa; Rotifera; Eurotatoria; Philodinida; Philodinidae. The record is from the annotation of a GenBank genome assembly.